AAAAAUAAUCGCGAAAGUUUGCUUGAUUGUAGGAGCGAAUCGCAUUAAUUAUUUGUGAUUGACUUAAAAUCUUUUAAUUAACAAUCAUCAGUAGAAAACUUGAGUGAGAAAAGACAGGAACACUGACGACUCAUGUUUUUUUUACUUCACUUUAAAAGCAGCAGUUGCCAUUAAUUUUUGAUGAAGAAAAUUCAGUAUUUUAAUAUAGAACUCACAAAAUUAGAGGUAAAGAUGAGCGCAACGUAGAUGUUGUCUUGUCAUUUUUCCAAAUUUUCAACAUUUUCCACCAUCUUGAAUAUUUUAAAUAAAGUUGUCGGCAUAGGUGGUCAGCGAGCCUAACUUAGUGUAACAUUUAUAUUUGAUUCUAAUUAGGUAACUGAAAGCUUCUUUCUUCGCUUUUGACAAUUAACUUUCUUCUACAUUUUUUUGAAUUUUGGAACUUGAAUUUAACACUGUAAAGAUAAGAACGAAUUUCGAACCAAUGUCGCUAUUUGAUGCAACUGUGAAGCAAGUCGUUAAAGACAUUUCUGAUCAUACUUUACUUCCUGUUCGCGGUCGUGCCUCGUCAGAUUACUGUAAGAUUCUAUCGCUUGUCGAGCGCAAGACUCGAAAAUGGCACUUACCUUGGAAAUCCGCAUACAAAUACGUUCCCACGAAACUGACGCUCAAUGAUAUUUUGCUUGAGCAGGUUGUAGAUGUAGAAGAUCUUAAAAAGUCAUCAGUACUACUGCAAAAUUACCACAGCUCACCUAGAUACCAUAAGUCUGGGAAAAUGGAAAGAUCGCCAAUGAGUUUGAUGUUGAUUUGAGCAUAGUUGAAACCAUGGACAUCUCUGAAGCUAGGUAAUGUUACCAAGCAGGAGGUUGUCUGGCAAAAACUGUAUGAUGCCACAAAUGGUAAACAGGUUAGGCCGGACCAUCCACUAGUGAAAUCUAUAAGAAAACGUCCAACGAAGAGCUUGUUCUUGAUUGGUUUGAUUGUGACAUCUGGAGUUGUUGCUCAAGAUGAUGUCAAUACCAUGGUCAGUGGUGAACUAGAUGUUGGCACCGCACAACUCUCCCUAAAUUUAAACAGCUCUGUUUCAUCUGAUUCAAAGCAACACAAGCAGUAUACAAUACCACGUGGUACGACCCUCGCCUAUAUAUGUUACAAAAUCAAACUUGAUAAAAAUCUGCUGCGUUUACAACUUGCGGAAGACAUCACUGAUGCUCCUCCACCACAGCAUGAAAGCAGAAUAUUCAGCGAGAAAGCAGUCCAAAGUGCCUUGCAUCAUCUACUUUCUAGUGAUGUUAGCAAUGAUGUUAUAUUGAUGUUGAGAAAAAUCCUAAAAAAUGAUCCUUCGUGUGCAUCUAAACUAAAUGAUGUGAUUGAAGAUUUCUUUGAUCAUUUGGAAGGAGAAGAUGUGUCGUGUAAGGUCACAGUUCAACAUCUGGAGAAAUUAUUUUCUGACCAAGUGUAUAAGGAUUGCUGUGCUUUGUUAGAAAAAGUGGGAUUCGGCAUUUACAAAGAGAGAAAUGAAGUCAUUUUUUCAGGAAAAGAGGAGCUUUUGAAAAGCUUAUGUGCCCUGUUGGAGUGCCUUUCUAAAAUGAGUAAAUAUCAGAUUCUUGCCCUGGUGGAUUGUGACAUCACUCACAGACAAGCCAUCAUAACAAUUAUGAAAAUUGCGAUGAAGCUGACAGAUGGAUUGGACGAAAAGCAUGUGGAACCAGACCCUGUCGCCACAAAAUUUCUCACAGCAAUUGGUGUGAAAACGGAAAUUUCAAAUGGUUUUUCUGUUCAAUACUUACCGAAAAACCAGUCUGUCAUGAACCUCAGAAAUAUUACAGUGGCAGUAUAUGGAAUGUGCUAAGUAUGAUUUAUUACUUGAGAAAGUCUUUUUGCUCUUGGCCUGUAAAUGUCAGUUUGUGUACUGUGAUAUAUAAAUCUUAUAAAAUGCACUAGUUUAUUUUUGUAGUUGUACAUAUAGCAUAUAUAGAAUACAAAAUAAAGCGCACCUUGUUGUACCAUUAUUCACAAUAAGUAAUACAACUCUAAGAGUUUGACAUAUUCGCAAUUGAAAUACACUUUAAGCUUUUACCAUUUUA
Messenger RNA from Xenia sp. Carnegie-2017, 2084 nucleotides. RefSeq lists its product as uncharacterized. The transcript has 7 exons. NCBI's taxonomy places the organism in Eukaryota, Metazoa, Cnidaria, Anthozoa, Malacalcyonacea, Xeniidae. The record is from RefSeq and is a predicted model, not a curated record. Bases 1019 to 1849 code for a protein of 276 amino acids.